This is a messenger RNA of Gadus macrocephalus (Pacific cod), 555 nucleotides long. RefSeq names its product low density lipoprotein receptor adapter protein 1-A. The record is from RefSeq and is a predicted model, not a curated record. Lineage: Eukaryota; Metazoa; Chordata; Actinopteri; Gadiformes; Gadidae. The transcript has 4 exons. Bases 194 to 538 code for a protein of 114 amino acids.
CGUGUACGCCAUUGAAGAGGGCGGGUCUAUUUUAGGAUGACACGCCCUCUGUAGAUGGGCAGUCAGUGUGGUGCUGCAAAAGUAGAAGCGUGCGAUGUUCGUUGUGUUUGCCCGUACGAUAUUCCGGAGGGAGGGACACUGAUUGCCCAAAGCAAGGAAAGUGGUACCCACCUGCCGAAGCACACACCUCAGUAUGGAUGCUCUGAAAUCAGCGGGGAGAGCAAUCAUAAAGAGUCCAGGAGUCCCGCGACAUACAUGGGGAACUUCAAAGCACGAAAAGCUGCCGGAGAACUGGACCGAUACCAAGGAGACCCUGCUGGAGGGUAUGGUGUUCAACGUCAAGUACCUGGGCAUGACCCUGGUGGGCCAGCCCAAGGGGGAGGACAUGGCCGCCACCGCCAUACGCAGGAUCGUUGCCACGGCGAGAGCGAGUGCCAAGAAGUUUCGUAAAGUGUCGCUGACGGUCUCUCCCAAAGGCAUCGUCCUCACCGACACGGACACCACAGACCUCAUAGAGGACGUCUCCAUAUACAGGUGAGUCCACAGGCCUCAUAG